AUGAGGGGCCCGGAAGCUCCGCAGAUGGAGGAAGAGGAGGAUCAGGAGGCUGAGGAUAAGUCGUGGAAGUGUUCCAGCGGUCUGCUGGUGAAGAGAGGCAAUGUACUGCACCACAUGGUGGGCCCCGCCUGCGUCUUCCUUAAGCAGCGCUUUUCUCAGACUCUUUCUAUCCAACAGGACAGGGCGCUGCGGCCUGAGGAGCUUGACGAGCUUCACAAGGCGUUUGUGGAGUUUGAUAGGAACAAAAAAGGCUACAUAAGCCACAGAGACCUGGGGGAGUGCAUGAGGACGAUGGGCUACAUGCCCACAGAGAUGGAGCUGAUCCAUCUGAGCCAGCAGAUCGGUGGCAAAUUGGACUUUGAGGAUUUCGUUGAGCUGAUGGGACCCAAGAUGCUGGCCGAAACCGCAGAUAUGAUAGGUGUUAAGGAGCUGCGAGAUGCAUUCAAAGAGUUUGAUUCAAACGGGGACGGUCAGAUCAGUCUGACCGAGCUGCGGGAAGCCAUGAAGAAGCUGAUGGGGGAGCAGGUGACCAACAGG
Messenger RNA from Oryzias melastigma (Indian medaka), 537 nucleotides. Its product is annotated as calcium-binding protein 1-like. Gene Ontology annotation, molecular function: calcium ion binding. NCBI's taxonomy places the organism in Eukaryota, Metazoa, Chordata, Actinopteri, Beloniformes, Adrianichthyidae. The transcript is spliced from 5 exons. The annotation marks the transcript as partial. The record is from RefSeq and is a predicted model, not a curated record.